GCUCAUACAACGAUCGACCGAAGUUAGCCAUAGGCAACACGAUGACGACGACAACCAGAACAACACCCAGAACAACGAUGACAGCGAGACGUGGAUUGUUCUCUGUGCUGCUGCUCUGCGCAGCCCUGCUGAUGACCAAGUCCUGCGGCGCUCAGGCGCUCAGUGGCGCUGGCAGCGGCGAUUUGGCCUGGAGCGAAACAACAACAGCUGCAGAAGGCAGUGGCUGGGAGGUGACGAUCACCAGCACACCACAGCCGGAAGAAUCAACUGUGCAGGAGGAACUGACAACGAAUGCCAUAGAAGAGGUGGACACGACAACAAUUGCUGAUGAAACACCAUCGGAGACAACUACUGCUGCUGUGGAUGCGGAAACCACGCUGAGUCCUAACGAACCGGAGCCAGAGACCACGGUCGCACCCAAUGAGGAGCCAUCUACAUCAGCUCCCAGCGAACAGCAGCCAACUGAUAGCCCCAGUGCAGAGCCCUCCACUUCAGCACCAAGUGUGGAGCAGUCUUCCAGCAGCCCCAGCGAACAGCAGCCCACUGGCAGUCCUAGCGAAGAGCCAUCAACUGGUAGCCCUAGCGAAGAGCCAUCUACCGGCAGUCCUAGCGAACAGCCAUCUACCGGUAGCCCCAGCGAACAGCCAUCUACCGGUAGCCCCAGCGAACAACAACCCACUGGCAGUCCUAGCGAAGAGCCAUCAACUGGUAGCCCUAGCGAAGAGCCAUCUACCGGCAGUCCUAGCGAACAGCCAUCUACCGGUAGCCCCAGCGAACAACAACCCACUGGCAGUCCUAGCGAACAGCCAUCUACCGGUAGCCCUAACGUGGAGCAGUCCUCUGUCAGCCCCAGCGAACAGCCAUCCACUUCAAGUCCUACUGAGGAGCAAUCCUCUGGCAGCCCCAGCGAACAGCCGUCCACUUCAAGUCCCAUUGCACCAACGCCAUCGGCACCUCCCGCAUUCCAGUGCGAGAAACCUGGUGUAUUCGCCCAUAACAGCGGUGACUGUCAGCGCUUCCACAAAUGCAUUCAGACCGGUCCUUUCGGUGAGCUGACGGCCUUUGACCUGGUAUGCCCGCCACUGAUGGCUUUCUCGCCCAUCUACGGCCGAUGCGUGCGUGAUGUGGCGGCGUGCGACAGUGAUGGAUUCGUUUGCUCCGCUCCCGGACGCUUUGCAGGCAGCGACUCCAGCUUCUAUUACAACUGUGUGUUGAGCAUACGCGGUGGCUAUCAUAAGUAUAUUGUGCGCUGCUCGCCUGGCCAGCGUUUCGAGCCAUUGAUGGGUCGCUGCUGGCGUUAUGAUUGGACCCAAUUCCAGCCUGGACAGGCGUUUGAAUCUGAGGACUUAGCGGCCAUCAAACAGGAACAGAAGCAGCUGAAGACCGAGGAGAAGUUGCGCCAGAAGGCCGAAAAGAUCAAAGAGAAACAGAUUCUCAAGCAACAAAAGCUGGAGGAGAAGCUGGCCAAAAAGGCGGCCAAGGAGAAGGCCAAGCAAGAGGCCAAGGCCAAGAAGCCUCUGUCCAUUGAAAGCGCCGAGUCCCCCGAACUGCCCAGCAUCGAAGUCUAAUGGAGCCCAGUAACCCCGAAAUCCCGUUCUAAUCUAUGUUGGUGUAUAGCAUAGCCCCAUUAAGUUAUGGUUCUUAAUUUCACUAUUUUUUUUUCCUGUUUUGCAUGAAUAAAGACAAAAGUUCUUUAA
This is a messenger RNA of Drosophila hydei, 1697 nucleotides long. It is a transcript of the gene Mur18B, whose product is annotated as flocculation protein FLO11. Gene Ontology annotation, cellular component: extracellular region. The coding region runs from base 42 to 1568 and encodes 508 amino acids. Gene Ontology annotation, molecular function: chitin binding. Lineage: Eukaryota; Metazoa; Arthropoda; Insecta; Diptera; Drosophilidae. The transcript is spliced from 2 exons. The record is from RefSeq and is a predicted model, not a curated record.